CAAACUUCUCUUCUUCUCUCUCUACCUAGCUAGCCCUCUAGUUCUUUCUUUCUUUCUUUCUAUCUAUCUCUUUCUUUUUCUUCUUCUUCUUCUUUAUUUUCAGUCUGAAAUGGCUGAUGAUACCGGAACAAAGAGAUCAUGUAACGUACCCGAGAAAACCAAAUUGCAUAUGGCCAUGUUGGCCUUGCAAUUUGGUUAUGCUGGAUUUCACGUAGUUUCUAGGUUUGCCCUUAAUAUGGGCAUAAGCAAAAUUGUGUUCCCUGUUUAUAGGAACAUUAUUGCUUUGAUUCUACUAGUACCCUUUGCCUAUUUCCUUGAAAAGAAGGAUAGACCUGCUCUAACUGCCUCCCUACUUCUUCAGUUUUUCUUUCUUGCACUUAUUGGAAUUACUGCUAACCAAGGAUUCUACUUGUUGGGUUUGGAUCAUACUUCACCAACAUUUGCGUCGGCUAUACAAAACUCUGUACCAGCCUUAACCUUUCUCAUGGCUGUUGCUCUCAGGAUAGAACAAGUUCGGCUAAACCGUAAAGACGGUGUCGCCAAAGUGUUAGGAACGGUAUCUUGUGUAGCCGGAGCCAUGGUCAUAACUUUAUACAAAGGUCCAACCCUUUUUGGGCCAGCACCAAUACACCAGCAAACACCAGUACUACUAACACUUGGAGAUGCCAACGGGAAGAACUGGACCUUGGGUUGUAUUUACCUUAUUGGUCAUUGUCUUUCUUGGUCUGCUUGGUUAGUUUUACAAUCUCCAAUCCUCAAGAAAUACCCUGCUCGUCUAUCCGUUACUUCCUACACAUGUUUUUUCGGUGUCGUUCAAUUUCUUGCCAUCGCUGCAUUUUUCGAGAGGAAUGCUCAAGCUUGGCUUGUCCAUACCAAGGGUGAACUGUUCAGUGUAUUUUACGCGGGGUUCGUGGCAUCCGGGAUCGCGUUCGCUGUUCAGAUAUGGUGCAUAGACAGGGGAGGCCCGGUGUUCGUGGCUGUGUAUCAGCCUGUUCAGACGUUAGUUGUCGCUAUUAUGGCUUCCAUCGCUCUGGGUGAACAGUUUUACUUAGGAGGGAUUAUUGGUGCCGUAUUGAUCAUAACUGGACUGUACUUGGUUCUGUGGGGAAAGAGUGCAGAACAGAAGUUCAUCAAACGAACGGAGACCAUUCCAUCAACAAAUGGGGAGCAUGGAGACAACAGGACAGCAAACCGAACCAAAUCAUCACUUGCGCAGCCACUACUAAAUUCAACUGCUGAAAAUGUAUGAGUUUUCAAGGGCAAAAAUGUCCUUAAACUUUGAUACACUAUAUAUAUAUAUAAUAAUAACUAAUUGUAAAACAAAGAGAGAGUUCCGUGUGUAAUAUGCAAGAUUACGAUUUAUUAUAUACAAAACUAGUCGUAAAAAUUCAAGGU
This is a messenger RNA of Papaver somniferum (opium poppy), 1395 nucleotides long. Its product is annotated as protein WALLS ARE THIN 1-like. Gene Ontology annotation, cellular component: plasma membrane. Gene Ontology annotation, molecular function: transmembrane transporter activity. The transcript is spliced from 5 exons. The coding region runs from base 110 to 1249 and encodes 379 amino acids. NCBI's taxonomy places the organism in Eukaryota, Viridiplantae, Streptophyta, Magnoliopsida, Ranunculales, Papaveraceae. The record is from RefSeq and is a predicted model, not a curated record.